CGGAGACCGAAGGCCGAACAGCGGACUUGGCCAGACGAAUCAUUUCGCGAACAGCGUAAACAUCAAUGUUGCAUACCCUGAAUCCUCACUAUUCGCGUACUUGAACAUGAAAUUUUCGCGAUUUACGAAGAGAAAAGAGUUGGAAACAUGGACAAGGUAUUGAAUCCAACGGAGAAGCGGACUUAUGAUGGCCAUGGGGACAUGGAGUUGAGACAAUUGGGAUGGAUAUAAAAAACCCGUGUAGACCUGCUCUAACGAUGUGAAGAAUAAUAACUAAGUCAAACGACUCAAGCCUCUUCACUAUGUCUUCCAAGUACAUCAAAAACCUCGAUAACCAACGCGUCCUGAUCAUCGGUGGCUCAACAGGCAUUGGCUUCGCCGUUGCCGAAGCAGCCCUCGAACACGGUGCAAAUGUCAUCAUCAGCAGUUCCAACCAAUCGAAAAUCAACACUGCCAUCGAACGUCUUCAAGAUCACAUAAAACAUGCCAAGCUUCCCCCUCGAAAGAUCUCUGGGAAAGUUUGCGACCUGGCCAAACCAGAUACAAUCGAGGCCAACGUCAAAGAACUUCUCGAGUCUGCUUCUCAAGAUGGAAAACUCGACCAUGUCGUCUUCACAGCGGGAGAUUUCAAUCCUUCUCCAAGCCUCGACUCAGUUACUGUCAGUAUCAUCUCUAAAAUCGGCAUGGUCCGUGUCAUGGGCGCUCUCUUCGUCGCCAAACAUCUCUCGAGCCAUAUCAACCAAACAAAUCGAAGCUCGUUCACCAUCACGGGAACGACUACAGAUUCUCGUCCUGCUGGAGCGGGUUGGUCAGUGCUCAAGGCAGCUGCCGGUGGAAUUGAGCCAAUGACGCGGGCUUUGUGUAUUGAUCUUAAGCCAGUGCGUGUCAAUUGUGUCACGCCGGGUUUUGUGCACACGGCACUCUUUGAUGGGUUUCCACAAGACGUUAGGGAUGUUAUUUUUCCUUCUAUGGAGAAGGAUUCAGUCGUGGGUAGGCUUGGAACUCCAGAGGAAUUAGCUGAGGCAUAUGUUUAUCUGAUGAAGUGUACCUUUGCUACUGGGUCGAUUGUUGUUGUCGACGGGGGCAGGAUUGUUGGAGAUGACAAGAGUUAGCGAGAAACCUGUGAUAGAACUGGAUAUAUCAUCUGUCAAGGAUUGAAAGGCGCUGAUUGUUAUGCCUAACUGUGGCUGGCAAGGGCUAAUGACCUUGGAUAUAAUCUAUGAAAUUUACAAACAGUACCGCUUUCGUCCUAACAGCAAAUGUGAGG
Messenger RNA from Fusarium redolens, 1267 nucleotides. RefSeq lists its product as uncharacterized. NCBI's taxonomy places the organism in Eukaryota, Fungi, Ascomycota, Sordariomycetes, Hypocreales, Nectriaceae. The record is from RefSeq and is a predicted model, not a curated record. The coding region runs from base 303 to 1112 and encodes 269 amino acids. Gene Ontology annotation, molecular function: oxidoreductase activity. The transcript has a single exon.